Molecule: messenger RNA, 1517 nt
Organism: Manihot esculenta (cassava)
Lineage: Eukaryota; Viridiplantae; Streptophyta; Magnoliopsida; Malpighiales; Euphorbiaceae
Product: ribosomal L1 domain-containing protein 1
Exons: 1
Coding region: 146-1294 (382 amino acids)
Cellular component (GO): 90S preribosome
Source: RefSeq, a predicted model, not a curated record
UGAGCCUAAACCCCACAGCGUGUUAUCGCAGCCCAAAAACCCUUAUUGCCUUAAUCUUCUCUCCAAAACUACGCCUCCUUCUCCGCUGCCAUAGGCUUGCUCUCCCGCUAGCUCUCCCGCUAGCUCUCUCUUCUGGCUGCCAUCAAUGGCCGCACUUCCUCCUUCCUCUAGCUUAAGCCCCAAAACGGUAGAGAGAGCUGUAAACGCUCUCCUAAAAUGGCGAGCUGCCAAAUCCAAGAUCCAAAAACCUCAAUUGCUAGAACAUGAUGAAUUCGUUUACCUAAUUUUAACUCUUAAAAAAAUCCCGCAAAAGGGUGUUAGCCGCAUCAAUGCCCACAAAAUCCCCCUCCCCAACCCCUUGAUUAACCCUCAGAAUGACAACUCCGAGCUCUGCUUAAUCAUCGAUGACAGACCCAAAUCCGGCCUUACCAAAGACGCAGUUAAGAAGAAGAUCCAAAACGACGACAUACCCAUCUCCAAAAUCAUCAAGUUAUCCAAGCUCAAGACUGAUUACCGUCCCUUUGAGGCGAAAAGGAAACUGUGCGAUUCCUAUGAUAUGUUUUUCGCAGAUAAAAGAAUCAUCCCUCUCUUGCCUAAGAUGCUGGGGAAGCAGUUUUUCAAGAAGAAGAAGAUUCCAGUGGCAGUGGAUUUGAAGCACAAGAAUUGGAAGGAGCAGAUUGAGAAGGCAUGUGGGUCGGGUCUGUUGUUUUUGAGGACUGGGACUUGUAGUGUGGUUAAAGUGGGAAAAGUUUCAAUGGCCAGAGAGGAGAUAGUGAAGAAUAUUGUGGCUGCUAUUCAUGGGAUUGCGGAGAUUGUGCCUAGGAAGUGGGGUGGUAUUAGGUCUUUCAAUUUGAAGUUGCUUGAGAGCCUGGCUUUGCCCGUUUAUCAGGCGCUUCCUGAUUUGAAGUUGAAGAUCGAAGGUGUCAAGGAGGGGGAAAAGGUGGAGCAGGAGGUUGAGAAAGAGGUAGUUGAGGAGGAGAAAGUAAAGAAGAAGAAGGGGAGGAUACAUGAGAUUAGGUAUAUGGAUAGCAAUGUCAAUGAGGAUGAUAUUGAGUUGAACAGUGAUGGUGAAGGAGACAUCGAUAAUGCUGAUGGUGGUUAUAACGAUAAUACCAGUGCGUUAGAGGUUAAGAAGAGAAAGAAGGGAGAAAAGGGGGGAAAUGAGAACAAAAUUAAAGUGAAGAAAGAGGAUCGGGUCAAGCAAAAGAAAAAUGUAGAGAAAGCAAAAAAUGAGGAUGGUAUUAAGCAGAAGAAGCAUAAGAAAACUCAGUUGGUUUCAACAAAAUUGAAGUGAAAGCUGAGAAACUUGCAGGAUAAUUACUGUAGAGGAUUUUCAUCCUUAGAAGUUUUGGUAUGACGUUUGAUUUUUGUGUAAUUUCUAUAUUUCGGUACUGCCAGCAAAAAAAUUUUAGAACCUAAUUUCACAAAAUUUCAGCAUUCGCUGUCUCAGUUCAUUUUCUUGAGAUAACUUGUUACAAUAUAUUUUCAUAUUUUCUCAUGAUAUCCUUUUUAUCCCA